Molecule: messenger RNA, 1979 nt
Organism: Scomber japonicus (chub mackerel)
Lineage: Eukaryota; Metazoa; Chordata; Actinopteri; Scombriformes; Scombridae
Gene: cdc42ep3
Product: CDC42 effector protein (Rho GTPase binding) 3
Exons: 2
Coding region: 358-1434 (358 amino acids)
Source: RefSeq, a predicted model, not a curated record
GGGCAGUGUCAACAAGCCACAGGAGCAGCACAGCAGCCACUGAACACACACAUAUCAACCUGGGUCAGCGAUCAGGAGAGCCACCAGAGGAAGGAUCAAGAUCUCCCCAUCGAUAUAUAUCUGAGGAAAUUGGAAGUGACCUUUUCUACACUGCCAGACAUCACCGGCUGAGCUUGGAAUCCCAUUUCCUGAUCGAUGCCACAAUUGCUGAAAUUAUAUUUGGAGUCCUGUCUGACCGGUGUGUUACUGAGAAUGUAACUCGAGCCUCUCCCCUGGGGAACUGUAACGUCCAGAAUUUAUAGAACACUUCUGACUCUUCUGUCCUGUAUAUCUGAGUUCUCCUCUGCAGUUACAGCCAUGCCAGCAAAAGCACCCAUAUACCUGAAGCCCACCAAUAAUAAGAAGGGGAAGAAAUGUCGCCUGAGAGAUAUGUUGUCCCCAGACAUGAUCAGUCCACCGCUCGGGGAUUUUCGCCACACCAUUCACAUCGGCAGAGGUGGGGGGAGAGAUGCAUUUGGAGACAUGUCCUUCCUCCAGGGGAAUUAUGAGCUCCUACCAGGGAAGGCAGACGUCCACCCUCAGUAUGGCAUCCAAAGUGAGUUUAUGCGAGCAAACAGCACCGGUGAUGCUUCCUUUGCCGAGACCCCUUCUCCUGUGCUCAAGAACGCCAUCUCCCUCCCGACCAUUGGUGGCUGCCAGGCGCUUACACUUCCCAUGAUCUCCUCCGCUGUGUUCUCCAUGAACCCGGAGCCCUUGGGGGACAUGGUGGGGCCUACACCUCCCAUGAAAUCUGAUAGUGAUGAGGAGGUUGAGAUCCUGCAGAUGGAUGCUUUGUUGCGCUCAAUGGACAUCUUCAGCAGCGAGCCGUUGCCUCCCUCCACAGAUAUCCAGUCGAAGCCUGAUGUCCUCCUGGAUCUGGUGGACAACACAGAUAAGCCAACCUCUAAGGCAGUUGCCAAGGCUAACAAAAUAAACAAAAGUGAAACCCGGUUUGACAAGCCAUCCUUUUACAUCAACAGUCACAGCAACAGCAUCUACAAACCUAACGGAAGCCUGAACAGCAACACAAGCACCGAGAGCUUUGACAGCUUUAACGGUAAAGAGGACUUCAAGACCAAGAUCUGCAAUGGCAGCGGAGGUCUCAAUGGCAAUGGCAACUGCAAUGGCUAUGGACACUUUAACAAUGACAUUACCCUGGGCUUUGAACAGGAGCUCUCCAAGUGCAAUGGAGAGUGGGUGGACAGAGACAGUGGGGUGGAGGAAGGCCGCAUCUGUGAUUUUGAGUUUGAGUUUUCCAAAGAGAAGAGCACAUCACAGGAUUCCCUCGCCCAGAUCACGGGGUCAUUCCUCUCCCUCGAACUCGAUCUGGGCCCAUCCAUCCUGGACGAUGUGCUCAACAUAAUGGAUAAACCUGCAGUGAAGAGCAGGCCUUGAGCUGCAAUGAGGCCCCGAGAGGAGAAAGGGAAUUAUUAAACUAUAGCCAUGAGGAGAGAAAGACUCAAAAAGCAAUCAAAAUGGUGUCUGGAUAUAUCAUUGUGAUGAAAAUGAGCUACAAUAGACAGAGCUGCUUAUGUUUUUAUUGUCAAAACAUAUUACUAUUCUAGCUUCUAUGGAGUGUUGGUUCUUUUUUUUGUUUGCCAUGCCAGCAGCAUGUUCAUGAUGCAUGUGCUAUUGAGUUACAGCUAAAACACAGCCAUUGUGCCUUUUGAUUUUAAAUUACUGUAAAAAUGCUACAUGAUAGAUUUGUGUUCUUAUAUUGAUUUCCACGCUAUAUACAAAAUAACUUAACGAGUAUUGAGGUCCUUUGUUUUUUUCUACACAGUCGUGAGUCUCAGGCUCUCUUUGAACAUAUUGCGUUUUGUGACUAUUACCGUGUUUAACAAAGCACUAUUUUGUUUGUCACAUCAUUCAUUUGCUAUUUCAAACAACAGAACUCUAUGCAGAUUUGUGUUUUUAAAAUUGUAACACAAAUAAAUCAU